GCGAAGAGCCCGUUCUGUUGAACAGAGGUGGGCGUGGUUUGUUUAAAUUAUGGCCAUGACGCAAGCGGAUGAGUUUUUAAUCCGCUGCCGCAGCAGAUCAGAUGAGCGGCCGGGUAACACCGAGGAAGGGGGGGUGUGCAGUCGGUCGGUCGGUCGGCGGAAAACGGUCCGAAAAAUAACAAUAACAAAAAUAAAAUAGCCACAGAUUAAUCCUAGUAAUAAGAGUGUACACGCGGAGGACCGUGUAAGGACGAUUUAUCGGCGACCGAGACCCCCUACAGCUCCUCCUCUAUACGCUGUAUAGGAAGUUAAAGGUCACUCCGUCUGCGCGCUCCCGUUUUUGUUCUUGGAAAAAAAAAGAAAAGGCCGCGACUAAUCGCGAGCUCCAGUUUUUAUUCCCGUAUUUUGACGCUAAUAAAUGGGUGAUUACGGCUUCGGCUUGUUACAGACAGCAAGUCUCGACAGCAGCAGCGCGCUGUUCGGCGCAUUCAGAUCGUCCUAUUCGAGCCUCUCCCCGGUCACCGGUGACCUCCUCCUCCCCACCGCCUCUCCGCAGUCUCUCUCACGCAGCAGCAGUACAGCAGCGUCCCCGCACUUCCCUUCGGCCGCUGCGCCCCGGCGAAUCAUGCAGGAUGAGCCCGCGGGGGUGACAGCCUCGCGGCGUCAGGUCCCGUCCACCGAGUCGAGUGACGAGGCCGGAAACGCGGCGGCCGAGCGAUCGCCACCCAUCGGCGGCUGCGACAACGGGACCGGCCUUAGCCACACGGACUACGACUUCAGCGACUUUAAGGCCGGACAAGGCCGCUUCGGUGCUGUCGCGUCACUACGUGACCUUGAGAGAGAGAGAAACGAAAAUCAGCACGCAGAGUCUGAGUGCGCCACGGAAGGCCCCGGGCAGCUCCCAGUGGACGCUCUGACCGAUGUUGCGGCGCCAUUGAGCGCAUCCGUGAGUCCCAACAAGGUCCAGAUCCGAAUGGAGCCCACAAGUGCGCAUCUCGCAGGGGCUUUUACGAGCCUCCCGCAUCACGACACCUCGGCUGCUUCACCCUCCCUGCCCGGGUUCGGUGCACCGUGGUCGGUGCACACGAGCUCCCCCCCUCCGCCUGUAUCCAACAACGGGAGUCACAUUAUGCCUGGAACCGAACCCGAUGGAGGAUUCUACCCAGGAAUCCCGUCCUCGGUGAAUCCCGGCUUCUUUCAGAGCUACUCACCCGGUGUGAACGCGCACGGCUUCGGCGCUCCGUUCUCGCCGCAGAUGGGCGGCGCUCCGCCGCAGCAUGCGCCCAGCCGCCGCUCCCCGCUCAGCCCGCAGCAUGGCACCUUCCUGCAGCAGAGGAACAGCUACAACCAGCAGCAGCCCCUGAUGAAACAGUCUCUAUGGGGCAGCGGCUGGAAUUCGGCGGGUGUGUCCUGGGGCAGGGACCAUCGAGGGCGUGGUGUGGGUAUGGCCAUUCCUGUCUCGCUCGGCCAGAUCUCACCCAUGAAGAAGCCGUUCAGCAGCGGGAGCGUCAUCGCCCCGCCCAAGUUCCCACGCUCAGGGGCGUCACUCGUCCCCAAGACAUGGAGUGAUGACAACGUGUUCCGCACAGACAGCAACAGCAAUACACUGCUGCCUCUGCAGGAUCGCAGCAGAAUGUACGACAGUCUGAACAUGCACUCACUGGAGAGCUCUCUGAUCGACAUCAUCCGGGCCGAGCAGGACCCUCUGAAAGGCCGCAUGGGAUGCCCACACCCUGGCGCCGAUGGCCUGCUCAUGCUCAAUAAUGCGAGGAGUUACGGCAGACGACGAGGACGCUCCUCACUAUUUCCGAUUGACGACGGUCUCCUUGACGAUGGCCACGGCAACCAGGGCGUACAUGGAGUUCUGGGGUCUUCCGGUUAUCCACAUCAGAACGGCGAGCGCAUUGAGAGGUUCUCGCGGAAGGUGUUUGUGGGUGGUCUGCCCCCGGAUAUAGACGAAGAUGAGAUCACAUCCAGUUUUCGCCGCUUUGGUCACCUGGUGGUUGAUUGGCCACACAAGGCAGAGAGCAAAUCCUACUUUCCUCCAAAAGGUUACGCCUUCCUGCUUUUCCAAGAGGAGAGCUCGGUGCAGGCGCUGAUCGAAGCCUGUCUGGAGGAAGACAACAAACUCUACCUGUGUGUGUCCAGUCCCACCAUCAAGGACAAGCCUGUUCAGAUCCGCCCGUGGAACCUGAGUGACAGUGAUUUUGUGAUGGACGGCUCUCAGCCUCUCGACCCUCGCAAGACCAUCUUUGUAGGCGGAGUUCCCCGUCCUCUGAGAGCAGUUGAAUUGGCGAUGAUCAUGGACCGUCUGUACGGCGGCGUGUGUUACGCCGGGAUCGACACUGACCCCGAGCUGAAGUACCCGAAAGGGGCGGGCCGAGUGGCCUUCUCCAAUCAGCAGAGCUACAUUGCUGCCAUCAGUGCCCGAUUCGUCCAGCUGCAGCACGGAGACAUUGACAAACGGGUGGAGGUGAAGCCCUACGUUUUGGACGACCAGCUGUGUGACGAGUGUCAGGGGGCUCGCUGCGGAGGCAAGUUCGCGCCCUUCUUCUGCGCCAAUGUCACAUGUCUGCAGUACUACUGCGAGUUCUGCUGGGCAAACAUCCACUCGCGUGCUGGCCGAGAGUUCCAUAAGCCGCUGGUCAAAGAGGGAGCCGACCGGCCGCGCCAGAUUCACUUCCGCUGGAACUAACAAACCACCAGGAAACAAGCGCCGCCUUCGAGCCUGUGCUAUCAGUAUAGAUCACCUAACAGUAUACAGUAUAUAGAGAUCUAUGGAUAUAUUUAUCUUUAUCUUUUGUAGCAGCCAGAAACACUACAUGCCUCAUUCGUUUCACCAAAUCACACACUUUUCUCUUCUCUACCCUAUCCUCAGUCCCUACAUCUCAGGCCUUUGUAGUACUUCGGUAUUUUGUUUUAGUUUUUUUUUUUUUUUUAAGGAAAAUAACAGAAGAGGGUUUUUUUUUUUCUCAAAUUAUUUUUAUAUGUCAGAUUUAACAAGUAAAUAUGAGAAUGUCUUUCGCAUGAGAGGGCAGUCUGUCUGUCUGUCUGCUGCUAAAAAAAACAAACAAACAAACGAGAAAAAAAAAAACGCCGAGGGCAAAGUGCGCAAUCGUCUCUUGAUAAACACUUGAUGUGAUUUCGGGGAGCCUCGUCGUCAUCGGGAAAAACGCAAACUCGUGCUGAACUAGGAGCGGAGAUAUCAGUAAGCUCCCCUGCUGACAUAGAAACCUGCCGAGGGUCUUUACCAAAGGUAACGAAAAAAGUAAUAUUCUCACCUUUGUUAUGUCAAUUUUGGAAAGGUUUUGGGGUAAAAAAACAAAACAAACAAAUCUAAUUCACGCUAUUUCAAAAGUAUUCAAUCAGCCAGGAGCAAAAAUCUAAUCAAUUAACAAACCAAAUUUUUUUCCACAAAUAUUUCUUUAUAUUACUGAGGCAGAUUAUUUUUAUUAUCACGCAGCUCACCAUCUUCGACAACACAUUUUUUUUUCCUUAUCACAGUUUAUCAUUUAUCCCCCUUUGGCUCUAUCGGCUAAAGUUUCAGAGCGUAAAUGUAGCUGGACUCUAUGUAUGAAAUAAAACACAACAGGACAUGUUGCUCUAGGAAAAGAACCACUGACCGGUGUUUUUUUUCCCCGUUAACGUCAUGUCCUUUCGUGUUUUAUUCCGAGCAUGGCAGUGUUUUAUUUAUUAAACAAUGACACACUGAAAGUUUUAUCCAUUCCAAGUUACAUAUAAUGUUGCAGAACGUAAUCAAAGCAGGUUUGUUCAUGUUAACACUUACGUUUGAGCAGCAAUACAUUUUUUUAUUCAACAUCGAGCUUGUCUUGCUAAUCGACUUAAUUUAAGCUAAAACAAAAAACUCCUUUAAUUUAUUUCCAACCCGUCCCUUUAAGAGGUUUAAAAAAAUUCUAAAACAAAAUGUUAAUUUCUAUAAUUGGCCUGACUAAUAGCUAAUUGCUUACGCCUGUGUCACAAUUGAAUCUCAAGCGAGGUAUAUGAUAAGCUUUGCUGCUAUAACGAAUAACUAGACUUAUUGUUGCGAUUAUAUAACGCCAUUAUUACGUAUAACUCACGUUUGCGUGUGUCUUUGCAUCACUUGCAUGCGUUAGGCUUCUAGAGCGAGAAAGACACACGGGAUUCAAUUUAUCAGUCAUUUACAAUAUAUAGCACGAGAGAUUUAAAAAGAUUUGCUCUCAAGUGCAAGAUACUAUCGCUAACGGUAAGCAUUAAAGAAUAUUAUGUCGAAAAUGCGUACUAAACACCUUUGCAUGCUUCGAGAUGGUAUUUGUUUACACACAUAGCGUCGCUAGCUUUUCGGUUAGCGCCAUUUAGUGUAUCACUUAGUGAAGAAUCAGUGUGCCGUAUAGUGCUCUUGUCCGUCUUGUGUGUGUGUGUGUGUGUGUGUGUGUGUGUGUGUGUGUGUGUUCAUGUCAGUAUUUAGAUUAGAAAUAAUGUACAUAGCGGAACGUUUCACCAUCGCUAGUUUCGGUGCUCCUGUCACUCACGCAGGUCAGCUGUUGCUAGCUGAAAAUUAUUUACAAGCCCAUACAUAUGACAUUUUUUAUUUUAUUUUUUUUUAACAAAAUCCAUGGAAUACUAUUUGAAUUUGAAUAUUGACUCAAAAAGAAGAAAAAAAAAGAAAAAGAAAUGUUAUAUUCGAUAGCUCCCUGAUCUUUUUUACUACACAGAGGAGCUGAGGUAUCCAGGAUGCUAGGGUUUUACUAGCAUUCAUGCUAACGUGUUUGUUGAACAGAAAACUCACCUCACUGAAUACUGAGUCAAAAAAGAAUCGCUAGAAAGUUAAAACAUUAUAUCUAGCAUAUUCAUUAGCUAGCUGAUGGUUUUUACCACACAUAUGAUCUAAUGUAACCAGGAUGCUAGUGGCUUUUUUUGGUUGUUUUUUAUUCCUCAGAGUUCUUGUUAACACUGCUGAUGAAACUUUGUUGUUCACUGGACCAUUAAACUUGACUUAAACUGAAACUACAGAAGUUCAAUAGCAAGCUAAAAGGAUAAUUAGCCCAGGUAGCUUGCGUCAUAACCCGAAGGACAGAACAUCGUAGCUGACUUAUGCUACACUUUAUUCCGCAUAUUUUGAACGUUGUGUUUGUAAAACGUUAUGCAGAGGUGCCAAUAUAUUUACACGUUCAGCCUAGCGUUUUUGCUUAGAUUUUUGUCCUCCUGCUAGAUACCUGACAAUUAUGAUUUUCAUUAUUGACUUGCGCUUAUCUUAUAGUUUUGUUUCAAAAAGCAGACAAAAACAUAUUUUAAUAUAUUUGGAUAUAUUUUAUUAACUAGGAUUUUCUCAACUUUGACACCUCUGCAUCAUGCGAAAUAAACAACAACCAAGAAAUUUCUCAUUAUGAGGAAUACUCAAACCUCCUUCAUCCAGUGAGACUACACUGUGUGAAAAACGACUAUCAAGAAACGAAGAGAGAUCGUUUCUCAAACGGACGAUGUUCUAGCGGCGUAUUUACCGUAGCCCUAACUAGACGUCAGUUGUAGCUUUAGCUGUGUAGCUACCAGAGCGUGCAGAGCUGAUAUUUGUCUUUUGUGAUGGAUGUUGUUCUCGUCUUCUUCUUCUUCUUCUUCUUUCCACACUGUUGACAAAUAACUAAGCGGAGACGUCGAGUAGAGUUAGUACAGGCACACAUGGACCUAAAAGAAGGAUUUUUAAGUUUUCGAUUAAAUGCAACCCAGUAACUUGAUAUAUUUUUGUUUGUAGUUUUCUGCACAAAUUUUCUUCGUCUCGUCUCUGUAAUGAAGUGCAACUCUGUGACAGUGUUAGGGACAAUCUGUAGACGCCGGCCGGCGCUCUACGCCACGUUUCGGUACUGUACUCAAUGUAGUCUCUCUCUGUGCAUCUAGCUAAGCUAGCUAGAGUCCUUUCUCGCUGUGCUUGUGGCGUUGGUAAUAUGUUCAGUGCCCUUUGUGUGCUCAGUGACCUUGAUUUGCAUCUGUUUGCGUUUUUAUUGUUAUUAACUAUUUAUUGUUAAGUAUUUAUUCACGUCUGUCGUCACACGAUCACGUGCACUACUGUACUCUACGUCCGUAGCACAUCGAUGUUAUCGGAUCGAUACUGAAGUCUACUGUACACUCCAACACACACACACACACACACACACACACAAACCUACACCUUUAUUCACGUUUUAUUUAGCGUCUUUGAAAAACUACCUUUUUAUUAACUAUACCAGAUUAUUUAAAAAAUGUUUAUUCGUGCUAACUUGUUUGAAAUUUGGUGCACACAAUAGAGUGUGAUUGAGUCGUAUCUAUUAUGGGAUGUGAACGAUGGUCGAAGAGAGAAGAGAAAAAAAAAAAGACCCGUGUCCUGAAUGAGAUGAAGUAACUUUCUAAUAGUGUCACGUAAUCCCUUUAACACUGCUGUAGCUGGACAUUGUGCUCAGUACUGUGUCCUCUCUCUCUCUCUCUCUCUCUCUCUCUCUCGCUCUCUCUCUCUGUCUCUCUCUCCCUCUCUCUCGUUUUUUUUCCGUUUUGUUUUACCUCUCCUUGUCUUUUGUACGAAGUCAUAUUUAUUUCUAUUUUUGUAGAUUGGAUUGUAUUUUUCUAUUUCACUUAUUCAUCCCCCCCCAAUUAUUUAUGAUUCAUCAGGUGGAAAUAUAUGAGAAGAAGAAAAAAAAACACGUUCAAUCAAAAUACCCAUGCAAUGACGUGUACAGUCUUAGAUUCAUUAAUAUAUAGUUGCUUUUGAACAUUUUAAUGUGAUUUAAACCUAAUAUAUUGAGUUAUUUUAUUAUAUAUUUUGAAGUUUUUUUUUUAUCUUAUUAUUAUUAUUAAUUUUUAUGGAAAACACUUGAGCCUCUCCGUCUCUCCCCCUCACUGACGUGCAGAAACUUGAACACACUUUGAAAGGCUGACUAACCUCGGAUCUGUGUCGUGUCGUGCAAUACCGUUUCUAACGUUUGUAUAAAAGAAUAGUGAGAAUUACAGUGUAUACCUUUUUAAACGCAGAUUUAUUUUUGUCAUUGCCUAUUUUGCAGAGUUCCGAUUCACGGUUGUCAUUUUUUUAUGGUCGGAAAACUAAAAGACGAACCCCUUUUUUUCAUUGCGACUAUUUUUAAAAAAAAAAAACAAAAAAAAAACAAGAAAGAACAACAACAACAACCCAGAUCUCUUUGUAACGAUGUAAAUGAUUGUAGUUUAUUUUGGAUAGCGUUUUUGCUAAGAAAAAAAAAAACUAAGGAGACUUUUUCAUGCAUUUCUAUUUCAUUUCAUCUUGUUUUAUCCUUUUUUUUAUUUCACUUUAAUAGUGUUGAAAAAUACUUGGAAUAAUUUUCAUACAUGUCAUUAACAUUAUUUUGUAUUUUUAUGUGGAGAUAUAUAAAUAUCUAAUUUUAUGAUGCUAAUUGCUAAGAUGUUAUUCAUUUGAAUUAUUUUUCAAGAUGAGAUCUUUGUAAUAUCGUUAAUGUUACUAGUUUCUAAAUCAGAGUUUGUGUACAGAUCUGCUCGAGCGGUUUAUGAAGUGUUCAGAUUGUAAUUAUUACUGAAUGGAUCUUUGAUAUGCAAAAUGAAUAUGACAUUGAUUUUUAUUUAGGUAUGGUUAUUACUAUUAUAUUAUUAAUAUUAUUAUUAUUAUUAUUUUUUGUAUUUAAAUGGGGUGUUGAUUCCAAUCUUUUGUUUUUCGUAUUUCAGUUUGAUGAAUAAAGAGAUGUUCUGUUCGGACACA
Tachysurus vachellii is the source of this 7690-nucleotide messenger RNA. It is a transcript of the gene cpeb2, whose product is annotated as cytoplasmic polyadenylation element binding protein 2. NCBI's taxonomy places the organism in Eukaryota, Metazoa, Chordata, Actinopteri, Siluriformes, Bagridae. The record is from RefSeq and is a predicted model, not a curated record. The coding region runs from base 419 to 2695 and encodes 758 amino acids. Gene Ontology annotation, cellular component: neuron projection; synapse; cytoplasm. The transcript has 11 exons. Gene Ontology annotation, molecular function: translation factor activity, RNA binding; mRNA 3'-UTR binding; ribosome binding. Gene Ontology annotation, biological process: negative regulation of cytoplasmic translation.